UAUUACCCAGUAUUAUUAUGAUCAAAUUGUGUUGCUUAAAUCCGAAAACGCGAAGCUUCGUGCCGAAGUAGAUCGGCUAUCCAUCAAGAGUAAUGCCAACGAGCAAUAUUCAAGAAAGUAUAACCUGCGUCUCGGAGGGAUAAAGGAAGAGCCCAGUGAAGAUUGUUAUCAAGCGGUAUCAAUUUUUUUUCAAAAUGAAAUUGGUAUUUCAAUCAAUGAUGCCGAAAUACACCGAGCGCAUCGCGUUGGUAGACCAGGUGGCUUCAACCCUCGUGAGAUGAUAGUCAAAUUUAAAGGCUACCGCGCUAAACAAGAAGUAUUAAAGAAUCGUCGAAAUCUAAAAGGAAAGAAAGGUAUCUACGUAAGAGAAGAUUUAACUGCAUAUAAUCUCGAGCUAGUUCGCUAUGCUCGAGACACAGAGUAUGUUUCAUCCUGCUGGGCAAAUGAUGGUGAAAUAUUUGUGAAGUUAUAUAACUGUUCAAUACAUGUAGUUUGCAGCAAAGAUGAUUUAUUGAAUAUCAAGCCUGUUGAUUGA
Paramuricea clavata is the source of this 535-nucleotide messenger RNA. Lineage: Eukaryota; Metazoa; Cnidaria; Anthozoa; Malacalcyonacea; Plexauridae. The record is from the annotation of a GenBank genome assembly.